Dictyostelium purpureum is the source of this 375-nucleotide messenger RNA. RefSeq lists its product as uncharacterized. The record is from RefSeq and is a predicted model, not a curated record. NCBI's taxonomy places the organism in Eukaryota, Evosea, Eumycetozoa, Dictyosteliales, Dictyosteliaceae. The transcript has 2 exons. Bases 1 to 375 code for a protein of 124 amino acids.
AUGAAAUUCUUAAUUACUUUAUUAGUUUUAAUAGUAUUAAUUAACUCAAGUUUUGCUGCUAUCAGUAUUUUAGAUUUAAAACAAAAAUGCAAUAAUUAUUGUAACUCACUUGUUGAAACCGGCCAAAAUGCUGCUGCCAAUAUAAUUAACCACGCUGGUCUUGAAACCGUUAGACAUGCCGCCAAUGAUUUUGAAUAUGUUUUCCCACAACAAUACAAUAUGAUCAAAACCUUUGCCGAAUACUUUUCAAAUGAUAUCGGUACAUGCAGCAAUGCUUGUAAAAUUUUAAUCGAAAGAGAACUUUUCGAUUUAAAUCAAAAUGAAAACCAAGAAAAUGAAAUGAACAUGUUCCAAAUUGAAGAUGAAGAUUUUUAA